CCGGCAAGAUACCACCGUGUUUCUUGUUAUAGGUCAAAACGCGCAACAAGUGAAAAGACCAACAGCCGCAAACAUGUCUCGUUUCUUCCACGGUGGCGGCAGCGACAGCGAAACCAGCUCCUCUGACGAGGAGGAGCUUUACAGCGAUCGCGAGGAGGAGGAGGAGCAGUCCGAAGAGGAAGAAUCUAGUGAUGAAUAUUCCGAAGAGGAGGACUCUGAGGAGGAGUCCAGCGAAGAUGAGGAUCGACCAAAAAAGACUGGUGCUAAUAUUUUCUUGAAGGAUGAGGGUGAAGAUACCGAUGAGAGUGAAGAUGAAGAUAGGGUGACUGUUGUCAAGAGUGCAAAGGAUAAGCGACUUGAGGAAUUAGAGAGCACCGUUAAGCUCAUUGAAAAUGCUGAGAAAAUUGGCGACUGGGCUGUUAUCUCGACUGAGUUCGAUAAGCUCAACCGACAGCUUCUUAAGAUUACUCAGUCGGGGCCUACACCAAAGAUUUAUAUCAAAGCUAUUGCCGAUCUUGAGGAUUUCAUGAACGAGACCAUUGCAAAGCAAAAAACUACUGGGAAGAAGAUGAAUGCGAGCAACACCAAAGGUCUUAAUGCCGUCCGACAACGUAUCAAGAAGAAUAACAAGGACUAUCAAGCCGAAAUCGAUAAGUACCGAGAGGACAAGGAUGGCUACAUGGAAGCCGUUGAAGCAGAGGAGGUCAAGAUCGAGAAACCAUCCCGACUUCGCGUUACUCCCACUCUCGAUGCGCUCACCAUUGCUGACGAUGAAGGUUUCUCGACCGUUGGCCGUCAUGGCAAGACCUUACAAUACACUCCCGAAAGCAUCCUCAAACACUUGCGUAUCAUUGUCGAAUCUCGAGGAAAGAAGAACACAGACCGUUUGGAGCAAAUUCGCACCAUGGAGAAGUUGCUCGAAGUCUCUCAGACUCCCUAUCAACAAAUUCGUGUCUACCUUACUCUUAUUGCCACUCGUUUCGACCUCACAUCCUCAUCUACCGCUAACCACAUGAGCCCUGAGCAAUGGAAACUGGCGGAGGGAGAGUUCUCUAAACUUCUCGGUGUUCUCGAAGAGAACCGCAACCAUAUAGUAUUUGAGGGUGCUGAGGAGUGGGAGGAUGAUGACAAGCUUCCUCAAGUUGCUGAGGGAGAAGUUCUCCGUAUCCCGGGAAGCAUUGUAUCCUUCGUCGAGCGCCUGGAUGAUGAGCUUACCCGAUCACUUCAGCACAUUGACCCGCACACUGCUGAAUAUAUUGAGCGACUUGGUGAUGAGCAGGCAUUGUACACCGCUCUCCUCCGUACACAACUGUAUGUUGAGGAACUUGGCAAGACCGACAAGAGCGAGCCCAGACAGGAUAGCCUCAACCGGGUCGUCAUCAGAAGGUUGGAGCACGUAUACUUCAAGCCUUCCCAAGUCGUGUCCAUUUUGGAAGAUGCUACCUGGAAAGCAAUCCCCCAGAAGUUGGAGUCCACCAUCACUCCUCGUUCAUCGACCUCCGAUGUUCCUGCCUUGGUUCAGACUCUGUGCAACUACCUGUUCAGGUAUAGCGAUGGCAUCAUCCGUGCUCGCGCAAUGCUUUGCCAGAUCUAUUUCCUUGCUCUUCACGAAAACUACUACCGCGCUCGUGAUCUUAUGCUCAUGUCUCACUUGUCAGAGAACAUUGCCAACUUUGACGUCAGCACACAAAUCCUCUUCAACAGGACCCUUGUUCAGAUCGGUCUAUGCGCUUUCCGCGCUGGUUUGAUCUAUGAGGCCCAGAACACACUUUCUGAUAUCUGCGGUAGCGGACGUCAGAAAGAACUCCUUGCACAGGGUAUCAUUCUUCAGAGAUACUCCACUGUCUCGCCAGAGCAGGAGAAGCUUGAGCGCCAGCGUCAACUGCCAUUCCACAUGCACAUCAACUUGGAGCUUUUAGAGUGCAUUUACCUCACAUCAAGCAUGUUCUUGGAAGUUCCACUUAUGGCACAGACAUCUUCCAGCCCCGAGAUGAAGCGACGCGUUAUCUCCAAGACCUUCCGUCGUAUGCUCGACUACAACGAACGACAAGUCUUCACAGGUCCUCCUGAAAACACCCGAGACGGCGUCAUCAUGAGCGCCAAGUUUUUGGCUGCCGGUGACUGGAAGAAGGCCACCGAGCUAUUGAACUCGAUCAAGAUUUGGGACUUGAUGGCUCAACCCGACAAGAUCAAGGCCAUGCUCGCUGAACAGAUUCAAGAGGAAGGUCUGCGUACCUACCUAUUCACAUACGCACCUUUCUACGACACUCUAUCUGUCUCCACACUCGUAAACAUGUUCGAACUUUCAGAAAAGAAGGUCUCGUCUAUCGUCAGCCGCAUGAUCUCUCACGACGAACUCGCCGCAGCGCUCGACCAAGUCAACGACGCCAUCGUUUUCACCAAGGGCGUUGAACUCUCCCGUCUUCAAUCCCAGAUCGUCACUCUCGCCGACAAAUCCAUGUCUCUUCUCGAAGCCAACGAGAAGACGCUGGAGCAACGUACACAGGGUAUGGCAAACGCUUUCCAGAGAGAGCAAGGACCUGGUGCUCGUGGUGGCCGUGGCGGUCGUGGCGGUGGUCAAGCUCGUGGUGGAGCUAGAUUCCCUGGAGGUCAACAACGACGACCAGGCGGUCAACAAUUCGGCGGUGGUGCAUUGGGUGGUGCUAUUAAGGCAUAG
This is a messenger RNA of Talaromyces stipitatus ATCC 10500, 2677 nucleotides long. RefSeq names its product eukaryotic translation initiation factor 3 subunit EifCc, putative. Gene Ontology annotation, biological process: translational initiation. Bases 74 to 2677 code for a protein of 867 amino acids. The record is from RefSeq and is a predicted model, not a curated record. Gene Ontology annotation, cellular component: eukaryotic translation initiation factor 3 complex. Gene Ontology annotation, molecular function: RNA binding; translation initiation factor binding; translation initiation factor activity. The transcript is spliced from 2 exons. NCBI's taxonomy places the organism in Eukaryota, Fungi, Ascomycota, Eurotiomycetes, Eurotiales, Trichocomaceae.